This is a messenger RNA of Ilex paraguariensis (yerba mate), 510 nucleotides long. The record is from the annotation of a GenBank genome assembly. Lineage: Eukaryota; Viridiplantae; Streptophyta; Magnoliopsida; Aquifoliales; Aquifoliaceae.
AUGGGUUCAUUUUUAAUCUCUCUGACCUUCACCAUCUGUAUUCUAAUCUCCACAUGCCCGUUAACAUCAUCAACCACAGAUACAUCUACAAUUUCAUCAAUCUACGAUCUUCUCCACUCCCACGGUCUCCCAAUCGGUCUCCUUCCAAAAGGUGUGACUAAUUUUACGAUAGACCCAUCCACAGGCCAUUUUGAGGUGUAUUUGGACAGCAUUUGCGACACCAAUUUCGAAUCCCACGUCCGUUUUAAUUUGAAUGUCUCCGGCACCCUAAGGUUUGGUGAAAUUGCGGAAUUGUCCGGUGUCGCUGCGGAAGACCUGUUUCUUUGGUUCCCUGUGAAGGGUAUUAGGGUGGAUAUUCCUAGUUCCGGGUUGAUUUACUUUGAUGUAGGUGUUGUGUUCAAGCAAUUCUCUCUCUCAUCGUUUGAGACUCCGAGGGAUUGUAUUGUGCUGGGUCUGGAUUCGCCACAACUUGAUCUGUUUCUGUUCAAUGAUCAUGGCCGAAUUGUUGAG